CUUGGAUACACCCAACGGUAAACUAACAAUAUUAAACGGACAUGGCUUGAAUCUUGAUAUUAUAAAUCUGUGUUUUUUUGGUUUCUCACCCAUUCAGCAGAAUGGGCGCUCUCUGUACAUUUCUGUAGAUUUCGAGAGGUUCUUCAGCGAACGAAGAAAAUAGCAUAGUAGUGUGCAAUCACAAGGUUAAUGGCAAGUGCAGUUUUAACAGACAGGAUUUCUACAUUAACAGAUAAUUUUCUUUCAACUCAUAUUCUGUCAAAGAUUUCUUACAGAGAUGUGGUACGCUCUUCACUACUCUCCCAGAGAUGGCGGUUCUUGUGGAAGAAGUUACCCAUUCUCUGUUUUUGUCACCAAGAUUUUGAGAAACAAAAAGAUGACAUGAUAAAUGCCAUAAUUAAUAAUGCCCUGCUCCACCUGGACGCUCAUCUUUACUGUUUGGACCUUCAAGUCGCCAUGGAUAACCCUAGAACUGCCGAUAUGAACAACUGGAUUCGCCUCGCAGCUGAAAAACAGGUGGAACGCAUGGAUCUAUAUAUCUCUUACAGAGAUCCAAGGACGAGGCUUAAUGCUUUUUCCAUGGCGGAGCUUGGGGAUUGUGUUUUUAGCUGUGAAAACCUCACUGCCCUAAUUGUAAAAUUCAUCAAUCUUCCCCGGGUACCCACUAAUUUUGGGGCUUUUCGAUACCUGAAAACACUUUAUUUUGUCGGAAUUCUGAAUAUGGAUGAUGCCAUGCUUGAGGAUUUCAUGGCCGUCUGCCCACAUCUUCGAAAUUUGGGAAUUCGCGGUUGUUUGGAGUUGGAACACUUGAACAUACGUUCUUCCAACCUAAUGUACCUGAAUUUAGGAAUUUUAAGCCCUGAUAUAUCAUUGCAGGUGGCUUGCCCUCUGUUGACAGAAAUCAGCCUCACGGAUUGUGAGCAACACCAAGGGCUUAUAUUACUACAAGAAAUUUCAAGAGCAGAAUCUGUAAAAAUAAUUAAUCUUCAAAAUUAUAGUAAAGGCAAUGCAAUCAAUCCAGGACUUCCUAGUAUUACUGUUCUUAAUGGGUUUCCUCAGCUUGAAGUGUUGACAAUGCAUGGCCCAUGUUUCCAGGAGAUGAUAUCAGAUGAGAUUUCAGUAGCACAAUUGAUAUUGCCGAAUUUGAAGAUGGUGCAUGCCCAUAUUGGGCCACACAAGGGUGGACAAUCAGUGAAUUUUUUGGGUUUUCUUUUGAGAAAUUGUCCAUUAAUUGUAACAAGGGUCUUCCUGCCAAAACGCUGUCAUAAAAUCAUACAAAAGAAAUUGUUGGAUUUGGGAAAGGAAUUCUCAAAAUCAAGAUUAUCUAUUGCCACAAGAAGAAGAUCAAUGAAGUGGAAUGAAUUUUGCCAAUCUUGUGACAAAUAUAAUGAAUAUUUGUGACAGGUUAGCAGAAUUUUGAAAACUGUUGUGCUCUAGACAAUCAUAUUUUAUAAAAGCAUGGUAGAUAAAACGACCAUAUCCUGCAAUACAAAAUGCAAUCUCCUCAAAGACUUGUUAAGUUUUCAUUGUUAAGAAACAUUUCUACCUAUUUUUUGAAAUGGCUAGCCUGUAAACAGAUGUACUUUUAUACACACGGAAAAUGAGAUGGUUAUGUUACUUGGAUUUCGAA
This is a messenger RNA of Cryptomeria japonica (Japanese cedar), 1630 nucleotides long. Its product is annotated as F-box/FBD/LRR-repeat protein At1g13570. The record is from RefSeq and is a predicted model, not a curated record. Lineage: Eukaryota; Viridiplantae; Streptophyta; Pinopsida; Cupressales; Cupressaceae. The transcript is spliced from 2 exons. Gene Ontology annotation, molecular function: protein binding. Bases 190 to 1401 code for a protein of 403 amino acids.